AUGGAUAGUCCUGAUCAGGGCUCAAACUCUUCUACAUCAGAAAAAACGAGGUAUUUUCGAGGAUGUGCAAAAGUGAAGUUUCCUCACCUUCUCUGUGAAGACAGAAUACCCGGCACUCGCGCACUAGAAGAGAAGAAUGUAAGGCGGCUUGUGGAAUUAUUUCAAAUAGAGGGCUGUCAGGCCGUUGAGCCUGAACAUCGCAUUGCCGCCAAAAUCAGGGACGACGACUUAACGAAAGUUCUCUCCAAAAACGAUAUCACGCAAGAAGACCUGCUUAAAUCGCUUGAGCCACCUUUAUUGGAAUUUGACCCUGAGGUCCAUUUAUUAUGCGCCCAGGGAAAACACCGGCUCGAAGCGGCCAAGAAAUGUGGUUUGGAUUCGUGGGUUGUUGAGCUAUAUGUUGAAUGUAUACCAAAUCCUUUGUGGACAUGUAUGCGAGAAGACUCAUCCAAUGAAAUCCGGUUUAGUGAAGGAGACAUAUAUCGUGCAUUGCGCCAAUAUCAACUCCUUGGUAACAGUAAGGAAGCACAGAAGUGGCUCUGGAGAUUGGGGUCUGACGAGAAGAGGAAGAAUGUCCGUCGAAUCCAAAAGAAGCCAGCGCUAUGUAGAGGGUUGGAUCAAUUACUCCCUUACAUCGGUCUAUGGAACGACCUUUUGACUACUCAUUUCAAGAGCGUCCUGGAAUUACGGUGCCCCCAGCAAGCAACGCAUUAUUUGAACGAGAUAUAUCGAGUUUGGUCAUCCCUUUUCCCCCCAACAAAGGGAGUUUUAGUUGACGCAUGGUCGGUGAAAUGUUUGAAUGGAUUAAUGCCCAUGUACUCGCAAAGUGAUCGGGACCAGAUUCAGAGGCUCAUGCAAUCAAAGGACUUCUUUCCUCUCGUUGCAGAGCAUGAUGCGCGAGACACCCUCUUCAAACGUCUUAUGGAGACUCCCGGUAGAUUCAUAUCCUUAUGCACCAUGGUCCAAGAUAUUAAUUAUUUGAUGCCAUGUACCAGGGCAUUUCGGCGACUACUACCUGAAAAGUUCGAGGGUGCUAUUCCAGAUGCGAUGUUCCAGAUGCUUGACAAGCCUACGCCAAAACUACAGUUAUCAGAACGCUCAUUUGAGACAUUCACUGGAGUCGAAACCGUUCGAGAACUGGCACUGAUUCAGCUAUGGCUGCAUACAAUGAGACAUUUUACGCGGCCUUGCUCUAAAAGAAAAGCGGGAUGGAAGGAUACCCAGCUGGUGCCCGAAGCUCACAAACUACAACAAUUUGCCAAACUGGCUAAGGAGCUUGGAUUUGAGUCUGACAUCAUCAACGGCCUAUAUGGAACCAAUCCACAUGUACUUCAUCCGACACAGAUGGUUUUAUCCUUUUAUGAUGAUAUGCUUUAUAAGGCCGACCCAAAAAGAGCGAUGAUCGUGGGUAAAGAAUGGGACAAGCUUAUGACACAUGUCAUAUCUAAAGCACACGAAUCUCCACAGAAACUAUCACUUUUCUCCACUCAGGAUACAAAACUGGCGGGUACACGACGGUUUAACAGUCCAACUGCGGAAGAGUUUGAAACCUAUCGCUCGUCUCUCUUCAUCCAAUACAUCUACAGCCCAGACCAGCCAGCCGCUCAGUUCCCUACUCCGCUUGCGGUGGCAAGAGAAACAGUCUUUGCUUUUUUUGGAAAAGCACCCUUCGUCGAUGUCGUCUCAUCCUUGAUUUCGGGACAUGAGCAAUCUUUCAACACCUCAACAUCGAUUACGCUCCCACCUGACAUCGAUAAAACGGCCCAUGAACCCUCUCCCGAGCAUGCUAUUGUAGAAAUUGCAGACACACAAUUUCAAUCCCACGAAACCCGCAUAUCUCAUAACGAAGCGACUCUUCCCAUGGAUUCCAGUGAGGACGCUACAGUAGCACCUGGAUUUGAAGAUAGAAUGUCCUGCGGCCCAAUGGAGAAGAAAAUUCCCGUUACUUUGCACCGUGGAGCUGCUGACAUUCUGCGGAUCUGGGAACAGUCACCAAAACCAUCGCUUGUGGUCUUCUUUUUUUUCGAAACUCGAGAAUAUAUGAAGUUCGCUGGGGCUGGUAGCUUCGCCCUUCGAAGUACAUUGCAAGGUCUUCUUAGACAUUAUUUUACCUUGGGGUUCUACCAGAAUGAAAUCAAACUUAUGGAAGAUCCUUACGAAGAUGCACUGAAGUAUCAAUUGAUUUUGAUGGUUAAGAAAGACGGCCUAGGCGCAACAAAGGAUAUCUAUGAGUAUGUAUCCAACCAUGUAGUAGCAACGGGAAAGAGAAGUCGCAGCCCCGGUAGCGAGCGCGGACAAGAAAUCUCCGGCGAUGAUUUAAUCACUUGA
Messenger RNA from Talaromyces proteolyticus, 2328 nucleotides. RefSeq lists its product as uncharacterized. The coding region runs from base 1 to 2328 and encodes 775 amino acids. Lineage: Eukaryota; Fungi; Ascomycota; Eurotiomycetes; Eurotiales; Trichocomaceae. The record is from RefSeq and is a predicted model, not a curated record. The transcript is spliced from 2 exons.